AGUCUGAGUUUCACAACAUGCAAUUUCGAAUCAGAUUUCAGCUGAAUUUAACUUCAGUUUCAUAGCAUAUUUUACAUYGAUUCUUUAAUAGUGACUUAAAGAGAUUAGUAUGGAUCAAGAGUUAGGGCAAGGAGAAGAAAGCUCAAAAAACACAGUACCAACAGAUGUACACAAGAAUUUAGCUCAAAAUGUUGAUGAAAAUGAAAAUACUGAAUCUGCACUUGAACAUWCAAAACCUUCAGAAACUUGCAUGACAGAAGAAAAAAAUAAUGAMWCAAGCAWAAUGAAYGRUUCUUCUACAAAAGUAAUUACAAAUGAUGAAAUGUUUGAUGAAAAAGAGUCUGAAAAAAAUGAACACAUUGAAUCAAAAACACUUGUAGACUCUAUUUCAAAUAGAGAAAGUGAMAAAAACAAUGAAUURACUAYUGAGGGUACUAWGGAAAGCAAUGAAAUUGGAGAGCAGGGUUCCAUGUCUGUUGAAAGCAAAGAAGAUUCUUCAACUAMUGGAGCUGAAGUUUCAACUGUACCAAUAAUUCAUACUGSUGACGUAGCAGAAGAUCAUAUCAAAGAGCAUGACAAAGAAGUAAAAUCAGAACCAACAAUCAAAAGUGAUGAAAUUACAAUGAAUAUGCCCACUUCUACUGAGGAAUCUGAGAAGAUAGAGGAUCUAGCAAGUAAUCAGACAACAGCAGUUGACAAUGAUCAUUCAAAAAAAGAAUUAAUUGAAGAAAUAACAGAGAAAAYGAAUGAAAAAAGUGAGUUUAAUGAGGAAAAUGAGCAGACUGAAAAGACAKCUCAAGAAGCUGAAAGUCCACCAGGUAUAAAAUCAGAAGGAGCUGUUUCAGCUGGAGUCGAGACAAUURAWGGUAUGUUAUUUCURUUAUCUUGAUUAUGAUGAUGUGGACUGAUUAUAGUGAUUACAAUGAUGAUUUGGUUGUUAGACAUUAACCUCUG
Molecule: messenger RNA, 954 nt
Organism: Exaiptasia diaphana
Lineage: Eukaryota; Metazoa; Cnidaria; Anthozoa; Actiniaria; Aiptasiidae
Exons: 2
Coding region: 110-889 (259 amino acids)
Source: RefSeq, a predicted model, not a curated record